AUGUCGACCAUCGCCAAGUACGAGACCCACGCCGAGGACGGCGACCAGCGUAACGCUUCCGGCCCUAACCCGGACGUCGGCAUGCACCACGACGACGACCGAAAGAACCACGAAAAGGGCGUCGAGAACAGCCACCUCAACCUCGACUCGCGCGACGAGAAGAGCAUCAAGAACAAGCUCGCCCAGGCCGGCAAGGAGGCCAAGGAAGAGGCCCAGCGCGAGAAGGCAAAGGACGACGAGAAGCCCACCGACGCCGCGCGCGAGCACGGCAACGAGCCCUCGCGCGGCGCAAAGAUCGACGAGAUGCUCGAGGAGGAGGACCGAAAGACGCUCGAGGCCAAGGGCAUCAAGCCCUAG
This is a messenger RNA of Pseudozyma flocculosa PF-1, 357 nucleotides long. RefSeq lists its product as uncharacterized. The transcript has 3 exons. The record is from RefSeq and is a predicted model, not a curated record. The coding region runs from base 1 to 357 and encodes 118 amino acids. NCBI's taxonomy places the organism in Eukaryota, Fungi, Basidiomycota, Ustilaginomycetes, Ustilaginales, Ustilaginaceae.